Molecule: messenger RNA, 4969 nt
Organism: Cebus imitator (Panamanian white-faced capuchin)
Lineage: Eukaryota; Metazoa; Chordata; Mammalia; Primates; Cebidae
Gene: STARD8
Product: StAR related lipid transfer domain containing 8
Exons: 15
Coding region: 223-3624 (1133 amino acids)
Biological process (GO): actin cytoskeleton organization; regulation of Rho protein signal transduction; signal transduction
Molecular function (GO): GTPase activator activity; lipid binding
Source: RefSeq, a predicted model, not a curated record
UCCAAGAGGCGGAGGCGCCCGCUGUCCAGGCAGCUGAGCCCCGGCAGCCGAGCCCCGGCAGCCACUGCUCUCCGCCUCUCCCCUCGCGGGGCCGGCUCAUGGAGCGCAGGUCCCGGGCUGGCUCUCGCGGAGCUCCGGGUCUCCUCUAGCCUCGUCCCCAGAGAGGGAGGAGCCCGUGCCCGGUACAGUCCUGCGGGCCCUAGCAGCUCCCCACAAACCACCAUGCCUCUGCUGGACGUUUUCUGGUCUUGCUUCAGGAAGGUGAAGUGCUUCCCAUUGCUGCAAGUGAAGAAGAAUGCUGAAGCCGAGGCCAAAAGAGCAUGUGAGUGGCUUCGAGCAACGGGAUUUCCUCAGUAUGUGCAGCUUUUUGAAGAAGGUUCGUUUCCCCUGGAUAUUGGCUCUGUGAAGAAAAACCACGUUUUUCUGGACGAGGACUCUUUGGGGGCCUUGUGUAGGAGGCUAAUGACCUUGAACAGUUGUGCCUCGAUGAAAUUGGAGGUUCAUUUCCAAAGCAAGCAGAAUGAAGACUCGGAAGAGGAAGAGCAGUGUACCAUCAGUAGCCACUGGGCCUUCCAACAGGAAAGUAAGUGCUGGUCUCCUGUGGGGUCCUCUGAUCUGUUGGCCCCACCGAGCCCUGGGCUGCCAGUGGCCUCAAGCUGUGAGAGUGUCCUCACUGAGCUUAGCGCCACCUCUCUGCCAGUCAUCACUGUGAGUCUACCGCCGGAGCCAGCAGACUUGCCCUUGCCAGGCCGUGCCCCCACCCCGAGUGAUCGGUCCCUCCUCAGCCCCACCCAGGGCCAGGAGGGUCCCCAGGACAAAGCCAAGAAGCGCCAUCGUAACCGUAGCUUCCUCAAGCACCUUGAGUCUCUGAGGCGGAAGGAAAAGAGUGGCAGCCGGCAAGCAGAGCCUGAGCGGAGUCCAGCCGCCUCAGAGAAGGCCUCCAAAGCCUCAUCUUUUCGCAGUUGCCGUAGCUUCCUCUCGGCCGGAUUUUACAGGCCCAAGAACCGGGCUGCCACCUCAGCCGGUGGCAGUGGUGCCGACACUCGGAAGGCCUGGGAGGCCUGGCCUGUGGCCUCGUUCCGUCAUCCUCAGCGGACACACCGAGGUGAUUGCCUGGUGCAUGUGCCGGGGGACCACAAACCAGGAACAUUCCCUCGCUCCCUGUCCAUCGAAAGCCUGUGUCCUGAGGACGGACACCGCCUGGCAGACUGGCAGCCAGGUAGGCGCUGGGGCUGUGAGGGGCGCCGGGGCUCCUGUGGCUCAACGGGCAGCCAUGCCAGCACGUAUGACAACUUGCCUGAGCUGUACCCAGCUGAGCCUGUACUGGUUGGGAUCGAGGCUGAAGAUGAAGAUGAUGGGGAGAGUGGAGGCAGCUAUGCUCACCUAGAUGACAUCCUCCAGCACGUGUGGGGGCUACAGCAACGAGUAGAGCUGUGGUCUCAGGCCAUGUACCCAGACCUGGGGCCUGGAGAUGAGGAAGAGGAGCAGGCCACUUCAUCAAUAGAAAUAGCCACAGUUGAGGUCAGAGGCCAAGCUGAGGGUCUGGGCCAGAUGGAGGUUCCAGCCCACAAAGAGUUCCCAGCCUGGGCACAGGCUGAAGUCCAACAAGCAGUCCUGGCUCCGGCUCAGGCUCCGGCAGAAGCUGAGCCAUUGGCACAGGAAGAGGCUGAGGCCCCGGCCCCGGCUCGGGACAGUGAGCAGGAGGCACAUUCAGGCGGGGAACCCACCUCUGCUUCUAGCCUGUCUAUGGAAGAAGGACACUCCAUUUCUGACACUGUGGCCUCCUCCAGCGAACUCGACAGUAGUGGGAACUCCAUGAAUGAGGCGGAGGCUGCAGGGCCCCUGGCAGGACUCCAGGCAUCAAUGCCACGUGAACGGCGGGAUUCAGGUGUUGGAGCCUCACUUACCAGACCCUGCAGGGAGAAAAAUGGGGACCAGAAGAACACACAACCUUUUCUAAGGUUUAGCCAAACCUGCUCCUCUGGGCUUCUCCACCCAUCUCACCCCUGCCCCCCACCCCCCACCAGGAAGCUCCGUUGGCAUAGCUUCCAGAACUCCCAUCGGCCCAGCCUUAACUCGGAGUCGCUGGAGAUCAACCGGCAGUUUGCAGGCCAGAUCAACCUCCUGCACAAGGGCUCGCUGCUGCGGCUCACUGCCUUCAUGGAGAAGUACACUGUGCCCCACAAGCAGGGCUGGGUCUGGUCAAUGCCCAAGUUCAUGAGGAGGAACAAGACCCCAGACUACCGGGGACAGCACAUAUUUGGAGUGCCACCCCUCAUCCACCUGCAGCGCACGGGCCAACCGCUGCCACAGAGCAUUCAGCAAGCCAUGCGUUAUUUGCGCAGCCAGUGCCUGGACCAAGUGGGCAUCUUCCGCAAGUCCGGGGUUAAGUCCAGGAUCCAGAACCUGCGCCAAAUGAAUGAGACCUCGCCUGACAAUGUCUGCUAUGAGGGCCAGUCGGCCUACGACGUGGCUGACCUGCUGAAGCAGUAUUUCCGGGACCUGCCUGAGCCCAUCUUCACCAGCAAGCUCACCACCACUUUCCUGCAGAUCUACCAGCUGCUCCCCAAGGAUCAGUGGCUGGCAGCAGCACAAGCUGCCACCUUGCUGCUCCCCGAUGAGAACCGAGAGGUGCUACAGACCCUGCUCUACUUCUUAAGUGACAUUGCCUCUGCCAAGGAAAACCAGAUGACAGCAGGCAACCUGGCAGUGUGCCUGGCACCCUCCAUCUUCCACCUCAACGUCUCUAAGAAGGAUAGCCCCUCUCCCAGGAUCAAGAGCAAACGCAGCCUGGUUGGCAGGCCUGGCCCUAGGGACCUGAGUGAGAACAUGGCAGCCACCCAGGGCCUGUCGCACAUGAUCAGUGACUGCAAGAAACUUUUCCAGGUGCCCCAGGAUAUGGUGCUGCAGCUGUGCAGCUCCUACAGUGCAGCUGAGCUCAGCCCUCCCGGACCAGCCCUGGCUGAGCUGCGUCAGGCCCAAGCUGCAGGGGUGAGCCUGAGCCUCUACAUGGAGGAGAGCGUCCAGGACCUGCUGCGUGAUGCUGCUGAGCGCUUCAAGGGCUGGAUGAGCAUGCCAGGGCCCCAGCACACGGAGGUGGCUUGCAAGAAGGCACCAGACGGGCACCCCCUGCGGCUAUGGAAGGUGUCCACAGAGGUGGCAGCCCCCCCAGCUGUGGUGCUGCAUCGUGUUCUCCGGGAGCGGGCCCUCUGGGAUGAGGACCUGCUACGGGCCCAGGUGCUGGAAGCCCUGAUGCCGGGUGUGGAGCUGUACCACUAUGUCACCGACAGCAUGGCACCCCAUCCUUGCCGUGACUUCGUGGUGCUUCGGAUGUGGCGCUCCGACCUGCCACGUGGGGGUUGCUUGCUUGUCUCCCAGUCCCUGGAUCCUGAGCAACCAGUGCCAGAGUCGGGUGUGCGGGCCCUCAUGCUCACGUCCCAGUACCUCAUGGAGCCUUGUGGUCUGGGCCGCUCUCGGCUCACACACAUUUGCCGCGCGGACCUCAGGGGCCGUUCUCCUGACUGGUACAACAAAGUAUUUGGGCACCUGUGUGCCAUGGAAGUGGCAAAGAUCCGGGACUCCUUCCCCACCCUGCAGGCAGCAGGGCCUGAGACAAAGCUGUGAGCCUUGGGCUGGUCCCAGGGUGGCACCACCGAGGCCCCCCAGGCACCAAGGGAGUGAGGGGGAACCAAGAACAGAGCAGCCCCCUGGGUGCUGUGCCAGGAGCAGAGCCAGGCCCCGGUGGCUCCAGCUGCCUGUCCUGCCCUCUUUCCUAAAGUUCCUCUGCACAUAGAGGGGAGAAAAAGAGAAUUUAGGCAACUCCACUCCCCCUUCACCCCCACGCCCGUAUUCUACUCUCCGAAAAAGAGAAGACAAUUGAAUGAGUAGCAAGAAGACUUCUGCCACCUGCUACCUGCCCGUAAGGCCACCACUUGGCCUGAAGCUGCCACAGCUCCCCGCCUGUAGGGACAAAGAAGUCAACAGCAGUGUGUGAUUCCAGGUCUCUACCAGACUGAGAGGCCAAGACGUCUUGUUUGCUGCAAGGGUGAUUUUGAGAUGGGGCAUGAGGUUCUGGUCCUGCCUUCAGGGCCAACCUUGGCCCUGAAGUGGCUUCUUUAGAGGAAUUGGACUGGAGUGAAUGGGCACAGAGGUGGAGCACAGGGCAGCCCCAGUCACCACGAGCUGUUUCAUUUGUGUAAAUACGAUGCUGAAUUUUAUGAGGCUGAGUUGAGGGUGGGCACUGAUGGGCCCCUAAUACACGACAUGAUGACUUGGCAUAGAUUGGGAUGUGAGGGUGGAGAACCUUCCUUUCUCAAGUCUCAAGAUGCCAAUGAAACCAGUUUUCACUGACUUGGAUUUCACGCUUUAUCUGCCACCCCAUGGGGUCCUCUGUAGCCUUUGGCCACACACAGCCACUGCCCAGGCCAAGCAAAAGCAGAGCGUAGUUAAGAGACAAGGGUUUAUGUCCUUGUCCCUUUUGCCUAUGGUAAUGGGCUAAUAUAACAGCCCCUUUCUCAAGCAGAGACCUGGCCCCUGGGCCAGCCAGAUGGAAGGCGUAUCAUAGCCAGCUGGAGCUUAAGCUAAACCUGUUCUCUCCUACCGGCCAGCCCUCUUUGCUCACAUGGAAAUUCAAAGGCCACUGGUGCUUUAUUUUUCUAUCUGCCGAGCAAACUGAAAUAGUGUUGGAUCCCAAUCACCUCUGUAAUUUUCAAGCCUAUUUUAUUUGUACCUGUAAAUACUGUACAGCUAAUAUAUAUAUAUGUGUUUAUAUAGAUACAUAUACACACAUAUAUAUACACAUGCAUUUGCACAGACACACACAUAUAUCGAUUCUCAUGAAAUAUAAUCUCUGGGUGGGGGUAAUGGUCUGGAAGGCCUGAGGGGCACUUCAGAUGAGAAUGGAGAUGUAGGGAGCCAGGUGCAGCAGGAUCCCUCAAAUCAAUAAAGCAUUACCAGAGAUGCACUUUAA